Molecule: messenger RNA, 1605 nt
Organism: Kwoniella shivajii
Lineage: Eukaryota; Fungi; Basidiomycota; Tremellomycetes; Tremellales; Cryptococcaceae
Exons: 11
Coding region: 1-1605 (534 amino acids)
Biological process (GO): biosynthetic process
Molecular function (GO): pyridoxal phosphate binding; transaminase activity
Source: RefSeq, a predicted model, not a curated record
AUGUCGCCUGCACCAACCCUACCGGAAAGUCUCAAUUUAGAGCAUCAUGUAUCAAAACGAGUUCGCACGAUUCAACCUAGCACCAUGAAGGCGCUGGGAGCGCUUGUAGGUAGCAGAAAGGUACUGACUUUGGCCGGAGGGACACCGCAUUCAUCACUAUUUCCCAUGUCCCAUGCAACUUUUACACUUCCCAGAUUGUCUACUCUCAAUGGAGAAGUGAGCGACUGGCAGGAAGGGCAAGCAGUAACUGAGCUGGCACAUCUGAAGAAAACUGGUCCAGGAACAGAGAAAGAUGAAGGAGGCAUUCUUGAUUUGAGGGAUAUCCUUCAAUACGGUUUGAGCAACGGCUAUCCCGAACUGGUACAUCAACUGGAAGAGCUAAACACCCUUCUCCAUGGAAAGACGAUCUCUGAUUCGAGCAUCUACAUAAGCUUAGGAAACACCGAUGGUGUUUCCAAGGUCUUCCAACUUCUCGUCGAGCCAGACGUUGAUACGGUUUUGACCGAGGAAUACUCUUUCGCAUCGUCCCUCAAUUCAGCUAGAGCCAAGGGUGCUAAAUUACAUCCUGUCAAGGUUGAUGGUGACGGGUUGAUACCCGAAGAUCUGGAACAAACGCUGAGUACUUGGGAUGUUCAAACACAAGGGCGUAAACCCCAUCUUCUAUAUACUAUACCUUGUGGACAGGAGCAUGACGUAAUCAUCAUGGAGGACGACCCUUACUUCCCCCUUCAAUUUGCCGCGUAUGAGGCGGACAUUGCAAGGCGUGAAGCGGAUUUAACCAAUACCAAAUCGCGACUUCCCCGAGCACCAGAAAAUGCACAAGAUGAUGAUCCGCAAGUUGUUGCCAGAAUUUUCAACGAAUAUGCCGGGGUCAAAUCUUUCCUAUCUCGGGAUGUUGACGGUCGUGUGGUUCGAAUAGAUACCUUUAGUAAGGUAUUUGGUCCGGGAGUUCGAUUAGGAUGGGUCACUGCGAAUUCACAAUUCGUCGAGAGGCUUCUCCGUAUAGGGGAAACGACGACCCAAGUCCCGAACGGUCUCAGUCAAGCAGUACUCGCAUCUUACCUCUCCGACAAACAUUGGGGAAUUGGCGGUUUCAUUCGGUGGAUGUGGGGAGUGAGACUCGAGUAUCAAAAGAAGCGAGAUUAUUUCCUGGAUAAACUCGCCAUUCACGUCUCAUCUGAACUAGUAUCGACCGUCCCUUGCGGUGCAGGAAUGUUUCAAUGGCUUCGAGUCGACCUGUCUUCUCAUCCCCGUUACAAUCGAAGGCUCAUUGGCAGUUCUGCCGAAACAGCAGCUAGUUUGGCGUUAGAUACCGCUGGUCAAGAACCAGUCAUUCCACCUGGAUUGGCUGUGAAAACCAGUAAUACUUCUGCGGUAUAUUCAUCAAAUACUGGUGAGCUAAUGGACGAGCUCUGGACCCAUUUGUUAGAACAAGGCAACGUCGUGUUGUUACCCGCCAAAGCGUUCCUUGUAGAAAAGGAUGGUGUCGAUUCAUCGGAUCGUCUCAACUACUUCCGAGCGACUUUUGCGGGGGAUUUGGAGAAUAUCGACGCUGCUUUGGCAGCCUUCGGUUCGUCAAUCAAGGUAUGGUUUGAGCGAGGUUGA